AAUUCUUAGUUCAGUUAGGAGUUAACAUGGAACUUAGUAGGACGCUGAUUUUGUUGAUACCCUUAUUCCUACAAAGCCAUUUGUCUGUAAGCACAAAAAGGCAUCCAGUUCUUCGAAACUUACAAUCUAUUCAAGUCCAUCAUAAACACCAUAUCAAGACAUCAGAGUGUCAUAUUCCAUACAUCAUAAAACCAGUAAAUAAUAAAAAAAUGAAUAUAAAACAUUACAAGGUCUGUUCCAAAGAGACUUUAAUAAAGCUUGGUUUCGACGAGAAAAUCCAGCAAUAUGUAUUAUAUGUGAAUGAUUCUGUGGCCCAGCUGAAACUCAGGUCUAUGGAAAAGAACUCCCCCAACUUGAUUGGAUACAAUUGCAGUUAUCGGGAGAUCAGAAGGAUAAACUUUACUAUUGACGCACCUGUUGUCCUUGGUGACGAAGUUAAUUUUUGGAAUGGCUAUAUUGUUCCCCGUACGGUGGAGGGUAUAAGAGCAGCCUGUCGAAAUGAACUGGCAGAGGAUCUACAAUCAGAUACUUUUGCAUUAGUCCAGCCGCGUCAAAAAUAUGCACCACUUAAUUCCUGGCACCGCAGACCUAGUGUUAUAAUGAUUGGAAUCGAUGGCAUUUCACAGGUCAACUUUCAUCGCAACUUCCAUCUUAAAAUGCAGGACUGGUUCAAGAUGGACGGAUACACAGAAGUUGGUGAGAAAACCAAGUCCAAUUUAAUGGCUGUACUGACUGGAUACAGUCCUCACACUUUGAUGAAUCUUAAGUGCAACUCGAGUGGAAUUGGAUGCCUUACAACUGUUCCGCUGAUAUGGAAGCGUUUUAAGAAGAAGGGUUACAUAACCGCCUAUGGCGAUGGAAUGUCCGAUCUGACAAUGUUUAAUUCGGAUAAGUAUGGGUUUUUUGAAGGCCCCAUGGACUUUUAUGCUCGGCAUAUUCUGGAGCAGAAGAAUGGCCAAAGUUGCAUUGAUGGACGAUACGACUACUGUGAGGAAUUUUUAAAACGACAUUCUAAUUCAUCCCGACCAUUAUUCGGAAUUUUCUUUGAGAGCAGAAUACCCCAUAAAUCCUAUGAUAAUGACAAAAUACAAACUGUACUGUUGGAUAAAGUGAAGAAAUUCAAGAAAAUGGGUGUUCUUGCCCAGUCAAUUGUCGUUCUAUUCAGCUAUCCUGGCUCGUCUGUAAAAGAAAAGAAAAGGAACAUUCUUGCGAAAAGUUUACCCAUCUUGUACAUUUGGUUACCACCCUGGUUAAGACAACUGCGUCCUGAAAUAGUUCAAGCCUUGAGGAUCAAUAGUAAACGUCUUACUUCCCCAUACGAUCUUCAUCUCACACUGCAACACCUCCUGGAACUGGGUGAACGUUGGCCUCGAGCGGUGGACAAACUGGUGGAUUGUCCCACUUGUCAGACCCUUUUUGCUCCGGUUCCCGAGAAUCGAACCUGUUCAGAUGCCGGCAUAGGAGAAUCCAACUGUCCUUGUGAUACCUACAAGUUGCUUAACACCAAUCAAAUAAAGCAAGUGUCUUUGGGAAAGCUACUCGUGCGCAGCAUAAAUCAAUUUCUUUACCAUCACAACUUGCAGAAGCUGUGCCACAAUCUAACUCUUAAAUCAGUCAAAAUGAUGAUGCAACGAAAGGACAGAAAGUUAUCAAGUGCCAGCACCUAUAGAGUAUAUUUCACAGCCAACCCAAAAAACCCAGAAUUUUCCACAACUACUCGCUACAAUCACGAGCGCCAAGAACUGGAAUAUAUAAAUGUAGAGUCCAUCAACCGAUUGAAUCACUAUCAAAAUGACUCGAGUUGCAUGCGAAGAUUACGAGGCAGAAAGUUUUGUAUAUGCAAGCGUCGUAUUCUAGAGGAUAUUUCAGUUACUGCUAAGGGAAAUGUGGAAAAACAGAAGAAAAGUAAGCUAAUGGAACAACACAGCAUUCAAGAGCUUAAAAAUGUAGUCCGGAAUAAAAAUAAAAUAGAUGAUAGUUUAUAUGAACUACCAGAGAUGCGAGAAAGCGAACAGAACAUGGAAUUUAUCUCGUUGUAAAACUAAUGCACUAAGUUUUUUAACAAGUUCAGGAACAAUCUUUGUGACUGACAUAUCCAUCGCGUGAAGCUAGCAUCUGGAUCUUAUUACCCUUCAUUCUGGAAAUAGUCCAAGUGAUUUGAACAAUACAAGGUUAAGCACUUUAUGCCACCUGAAAUUCAACGUUAUAAAAGGUGUUAUCUCACUUUUACCUUUCCAGGUAAACCUUGAUAAAAACAACCUCAAAUACAUCUUGCUUACGCAAUCAAGCCCAUGAGUUACUGAGUUCAAACAAUAUUUAUGAUUAUGCUGCAAAAUUCUUGGUGCAUUAUCUUAACAGCUCCCAGCUUCCAGCCACCAACCGGAGCAGUCAUAUUUAUAUUGUCCAAACAGAGAAAAUGCCAUAACCAUACUAAAUUUAAUGAUAACGUUAACCACAAUAUAAAAGGUCCAGGACAUAGUAGCCUAUCGAAACGAGGGCUAAUCACAAUAGAUAACAUGUUAAUGUAUAUGCCAUUUAACUAUGCAAUGCAAUUUCUAAAAUUUACAACCAGAGAGCAAAAAAUAUUAAAUUCAGCCUGCAUUUGCGAUGCAAAACUUUCCACCCUUGCAAUAAAAUAAUUUGCAGUAGAUAAGAUUAUCUGGCCGUAAAUCCCUAA
Molecule: messenger RNA, 2677 nt
Organism: Drosophila yakuba
Lineage: Eukaryota; Metazoa; Arthropoda; Insecta; Diptera; Drosophilidae
Exons: 2
Coding region: 27-2039 (670 amino acids)
Source: RefSeq, a predicted model, not a curated record